Messenger RNA from Fusarium redolens, 354 nucleotides. RefSeq lists its product as uncharacterized. Lineage: Eukaryota; Fungi; Ascomycota; Sordariomycetes; Hypocreales; Nectriaceae. The record is from RefSeq and is a predicted model, not a curated record. The transcript has a single exon. The coding region runs from base 1 to 354 and encodes 117 amino acids.
AUGAAUUGCAACACUGAUCCCUAUUUGCUGGGCCGACAAUUCCAGCGCUUCCGCCAAGAUAACCCAGACAACACGAAUGACUUCAUCUGGACCGAAUACGACCUCUACUACUUUACAUUCUGUCCUCUCUCAGCCGCUCUACAAAGCGAGGAGAGAUACCCUCUUGAAUGGCGAUAUGAUUCCCUGCGCUUGCGAGCCAACCGCGUCCACUGGAGGACUUUGAUGGCGCAUCAACAUCCCCACGAUGAUGCCAUGGAAGAAUGGCUUUCGAAAUGGCGACAGCCCCUGAUCGAGAAGUGGCGUGAAGAAAGAGCUGCAAAUGCGAAGGGGUUUUGGAAGUGGGUUUGGGGGUGA